Messenger RNA from Phanerochaete carnosa HHB-10118-sp, 1182 nucleotides. RefSeq lists its product as uncharacterized. Bases 157 to 1068 code for a protein of 303 amino acids. The transcript has 5 exons. The record is from RefSeq and is a predicted model, not a curated record. Lineage: Eukaryota; Fungi; Basidiomycota; Agaricomycetes; Polyporales; Phanerochaetaceae.
GCGGGCGAGAGACAGCCCCUGCUACCUCCAGCUGCGCUCGUGAGCGACCAGGAGGUUCACGACGAGGAGAACCCAGGCAAUCUCGCGCGGGAGCCCACCAAGAAUGUCGAGGAACUGCAGAAGAAGAGGAGUUGGUGGAAGAUUUUCUGGUACACCAUGUUAGCGGGCUUUGGGAUAUUCUUUGCAGUUUUGUUCAUCAAGGGCUUCAUCGAGGCCGAUGAUGUCCAUUUUGACUUGAAAAAAGCUCUGUGGUCCGCGUUGGGUGGAGGCCUGAGUGGUGCUGCGGCAAUGGUUCUACAGGUGCUGACUCUCAUGCCUCUGCGUACCGUCAUGAACUACCAGUACCGUUACGGCACAUUCAUGACCGCCGCGAUCAAGACGCUUUACGCCGAUGGGGGCUGGACACGGUACUACCAAGGCCUGACGGCUGCGCUCAUCCAAGGACCCGUCGCGCGGUUCGGCGAUACGGCAGCCAACGCUGGCAUCCUGGCCCUCCUGAGCUCAAACUCGUACAUGAAGAAGUUGCCGAAGCUCAUCCAGACCGCCUUUGCGAGCCUUGCUGCGGCAGGAUUCCGCAUGAUCCUGAUGCCCGUUGACACCGUGAAGACGACUAUGCAGACGGACGGAAAGGCGGGAUUGGGAAUUUUGCGGGCUAGGGUCAAGAAGUACGGCUUUGGCACGCUCUGGUACGGUGCCUUCGCUACCGCGGCGGCGACGUUCGCCGGGCACUACCCCUGGUUCGGCACGUACAACUUCCUGGAGGCAAAUCUUCCCGAGGCCCACGGUUUGGCGCAGACGCUGCUGCGCCAGGCCUUCAUAGGCUUUUCCGCGUCCGUUGUCUCUGACACGAUCUCAAACUCGCUGCGCGUCGUCAAGACGUACAGGCAGGUGCACGAACGCCGCGUGAGCUACACAGAGGCUGCCGAAGCCAUCAUCGCCGCGGACGGCCUCAGGGGCCUGUUCGGCCGCGGCCUCAAGACGCGCAUCCUUGCAAACGGUCUGCAAGGUUUGCUGUUCUCAAUACUCUGGAAGCUUUUCCUGAAAAUCUGGGACGAGAAGACCAAAUGAAUGCAGCCCCCUAGAAAUCUUUGUAGAUCUCGGGUUUCGAGGUUAUAUAACACAUAGGAAGAUGUCAAAGUUCACGCAGUGGUGGUCUGGCGAAAUACACAGGUCUUGAGUUCA